This is a messenger RNA of Silurus meridionalis, 1462 nucleotides long. It is a transcript of the gene gins2, whose product is annotated as GINS complex subunit 2. The record is from RefSeq and is a predicted model, not a curated record. Bases 125 to 685 code for a protein of 186 amino acids. NCBI's taxonomy places the organism in Eukaryota, Metazoa, Chordata, Actinopteri, Siluriformes, Siluridae. Gene Ontology annotation, cellular component: GINS complex; nucleus. Gene Ontology annotation, biological process: double-strand break repair via break-induced replication; DNA replication. The transcript is spliced from 5 exons.
CACGUCAUCCAACAUGUCUGACAAUCCGGCGGGAAAAGUUGUCUGAGGCGGUUGUGGUGAAUUCCGUCUGUAAAAAUAAAAAAAGAAUAAUUAUCUAUUUUUCUAAUUAUAAAUAAAAAUAAGCAUGGAUCCCUCAGAAGUGGAAUUUCUCGCCGAAAAGGAAAUGGUGAAGAUUAUCCCGAACUUUAGUCUCGAUAAAAUCUAUUUAAUCGGGGGAGACCUGGGGCCGUUUAACCCGGGGCUGACGGUGGAGGUGCCCGUGUGGUUGGCGCUUAAUCUGAAACAGAGACAGAAAUGCAGAAUUGUUCCUCCGGAGUGGAUGGACGCUGAUAAACUGGAGGAGAUCCGAGAGCAGGAGAGAAGAGAAGACACCUUCACCCCGAUACCCAGCCUUCAUUACAUGGAACUGACCAAGUUACUACUGAACCAUGCAGCAGACAACAUCCCGAGAGCAGACGAAAUCCGGACUCUGGUCAAAGACAUCUGGGACACUCGCAUCGCAAAACUGCGUCUGUCCGCCGACAGCUUCAUCAACCAGCAGGAGGCUCACGCCAGACUGGAUAACCUGACUCUGAUGGAGAUCAACACCACUCGCACAUUUCUGUUGGAUUCUCUGAACUGCAUGUACAAACUGCGCUCCAACCUGCAGCCGGGCUCAGGCUCGGGAAAAGCUCACGAUUACUAACGAGCACCACCAGGACUUUCACACAAGACGUUUGGGCAGCUUUAAUAAUAUCCAUCACGGCUGUUCCUCGAUGUCCAUGUCAGCUUCACUCGCUGCUCGUCGAGGGACUGUUAAGCCGCAGGACCGUACGAUGUGUACAAUAUGUUUCACUUUGUGUCUAUGAGGGAAAUGUUCUGUUACCUUGAGUGCGAGUUGUACAGUUACUCCAUAUUGUGCGUUCGCUUUGGAUUUUGUUGGGAAAAACUCAUUUGAAUGUCGGGUAUCAGUGAAAUUGCAGCUCGUGGAGUAAAUACAUAUGUACAAUAUUAAUUGUAUGAAUGUUCACUAUAUGGACAAAAGUUUGUGGACACCUGACCAUCAGAAUGAUCUGCUUCAUUUAGUCUUUAUUCAGUUAUAAUAAACUCCACGUUUUAGAGUUUAGAGCUCAAUAGCAUCUGACACGUGUAUCUUCAUGGGGCACAGAGGCAAUGUCCUGCUGGAACAGGUUUUAGGUCUCCCAGUUCAAGUGAAGGAAGUUUCAUUCUACAGCAUCCGAAGACGUCCUGUACAAUUGUGUGCAGUAACAGUUUGAGGAAGAAGCACACAUGGUUUAAAAUGUUAGGUGUCCCAAAACUUUUGCUCAUAUAGUGUAGGUUAGUACUCGUUUGCCCUCUACUGGACAUUACUGAGCAACUGCAGCAUUGCAAUGUAAAUAUUUUAGUUUAUAAAGGGGGUAAACACAAGGUAUAAUUCAUGCUGGGGAGGAAAAGAAAAGAUAAAAAAUCAGCACAAAGCACA